CCCGGCUCGAGCGGAAGGUUCGAAGCGGCGGUCGUUAGCCGGAGGCUGUUUGUGUGUGGGGGAGGGGGAGAGAGAGAGAGAGAGAGAGUGAUCCUCACUGUAACAGAGCUUUUGGGAAGGGAGUGAGGGAGCUCUCUGAUUUUGUGAGGGGGGGUUUCGGCCCCCAUCCCACUCCGAUUAACAUUAGCGGCCAUGGAGCAGGUGGGGAAGAUCGGGAGGAGGAAGGGGGCAGCCCUCAGAGCCCAGUGUGUCUGAUAGCGGCAUUCCCUCACUCACUCCCAUUGUUCCCUCCUCGGUCCCCGGCACUCACUCAUUCAGAUCGCCCUUUGUGUGACCGCAGACAUCCUCAGUCACGGGCGAGAGGGAGCGGAAGCUGCUGCUUACUCAACAACCACCUCCUUUAAAAUAAGGAGAAAGAGAAACGAACACACCUCUCCCCUCUUCCCCCCGCCCCCAAAAUGGACAACAAAUCGUUUGCAAUUGUCCUGGAUGAAAUAAGGAAGGGGGUCCUGACUGAUCAUAAAUUAAAGGCAAUUGAAUACGUACAUGGAUAUUUUUCAAGUGAACAGGUGGUUGAAUUACUGAAGUAUUUUUCCUGGGCAGAACCUCAACUAAAAGCUCUUAAAGCUUUACAGCAUAAAAUGGUAGCCAUCCAUGUAUCUAAAGUAAUAAAUAUCCUUCAUUGCCUCACUUUCACUAAAGAUAAGCUUGUCGCCUUAGAGCUAAUAGCUUUGAAUAUCAUUGAUCCUCAUAACUAUCGACUUAUUGAAGAUAUUUUUCGGGUACACCUGCCAGAAAAGAAACGCUGCAAAAGAAUUCUCGAUCAGGCUUCUAAGGCUGGCUGUAAGGCUCCUCUUGCCAUGCGAUCUUCAUGUGGAAUGAUUCCAGGAAACCCCUAUCCUAAAGGAAAACCCAGUGUGUUGAAUGGAUUGUUAGCAUUUAGAAUGUUUCCCUCUUUUCAGGGCAGUUGGAAGCUACCGCUUGGGCACAGCGGAAAGGGAAGGCUGGUAAACUUGGGUGCUCUAUCUGUUAAGAAAGAAAAUGAAGAUGGCUAUAGUGUUGGCCGAGGGAUAGCGACCUGUAUUCUAGGACCUUCUAAACCAGCACCAGUAACAUACAAUCCUCAUAAGCCUGUUCCUUACCCUAUACCUCCCUGCCAACCACAUGCAACAAUUGCACCAAGUGCAUAUAACACAGCUGGCCUCGUCCCAAUGGGCAGUUUCAUAGCACCUGUUGUAGCACCAGCUGCCUUUGCUCCUCAACAAGCUUUUUCCAGACCAGCCAGCCAAUUGAGUUACAACACAUCUGCCAACUUGCAUACAGCUGCGUUCUCACCACAUGGUUCUUAUCCAUCAGCUCCUUCAACUCCUGUUGCAGCACCUACACUUGUACAAUCGCCUGCAAAUCAACUAGCUUUUGCUUCAGCACCAGGAACUCCAGUCUUUCCAAGGCUUGGCACAUCCACCCCAAUACCUCCUGUUUUUUCAGGUGUUCCUCCAUCAACGGGCUCUUCUGCCCCACCUCCAUAUCCUGAGUGUCAGAAUACUACAUCUGUGAUCUCAGCAGCACCACAGAUGUCUCAGGCUCAUGCUGAAGUAAUAUCAGGAAAUGCUGGCACACCUACUCAUAGUUCAGCUGCCGUAGUGUUAACGUCUAGCUAUAGCAAUACAAACUGCAGCCCUGGUAUGAUGCCACAAACUGGUUCGUCCUCGGGGUUUCAGACAAGUGACAAUUCCAAUACACCUCCAGCUAUGAACAACUCCUUUCCAGGGCUUGUAUCCUUCCCAGGGAUGUCUAUGUUUUUUCAGAAUCAGACUUUAUCUCCUGCAUCUCUGUCUGCACUCCAAGCAGGAAUAACUGUUGCAAAUUUGCCUGGACUUCAGUCAAUUGCAGCUGCAGCAACUUUGGCAGGAAUGCAUUCUUCUGGGGCUGCUACGUCCCUAUCUGCGCUCCAGAAUGGCGUGAUGACAGCUACGAUGCCUGGACUUCAGUCUGCUGUCCCUGUUGCUGGACUCCAGUCAAGUGCUGAUGUUGCCUCUCUUCAUGGACUCCAGAUUACGGCAUCUCUGGGUGGACUUCAACCUAAUGGAAAUUCAGCAUCUCUUGCUGGACUGCAGCCUACAAUAUCUCUUGCUGGGCUGCGAUCUGCUGCAGCAUCUCCAAUUGGAAUGCGUUCAACUGCAGCAUCUCCAGCUGGAAUACGAUCUACUGCAGCAUCUCCAGCUGCACUACAAGCUGCUGCCUCUCUUGCCGGUCUACAUGCUGUUGCUGCCUCUCUCGCUGGACUGCAGUCUGCUGCUGCCAAUUCACACCCUGGACUCCACCCUGCUCCUACAUCAAUCUCUGAACUCCAAUCUGUUCCUGUCUCCCCCUCUGGACUCCAACAUCCAGUUUCCUCUCUCCCUGGGCUCCAGCCUGCUGCUGUCGCUCUCCCUAGAUUGCAGUCGUCUACAACUUUCUCCGGACUUGAUUCUAUUGUGGUGGCUGCCUCUUUACCUGGAUUGCAACCAACUACAAGUUCUGUAUCUCUUCCCAGUCUCCAACCUGCUGUGACUGCCUCAUCUCUGCCUGGUCUUGAGUCUGCAAUGGCUGCUGCUUCUUCACUGCCUGUUCUCCAGUCUGCUUUAAGUGCUGCUUCUUUACCUGGGCUUCAGUCUCUAAGUGCUGGGUCUCUACCAGGAAUCCAAUCUGUAGUAGGUACUCCUGCACUCUCUGGCAUCCAAUCCACUAUGAGUACUACCUCAUUUUCUGACCUCCAGUCCACUGUAGGCACCACUUCUGUCCCCAGUGUACAGUCUGGUGUGAGUAUGGUAUCACCAACGGGCCUACAAUCUAAUGUGGAUACUACGUCUUUACCAGGAUUCCAGACAACAAUGGGUGCUGCAUCUCUUCCUGGAUUGCAAUCUGCUGCAUCGCCAGCUUUACUGCAGGCACAUUCAGCUGCAACGCUGGAGAAUUUUCCAACUCAGGGCAACAAUGGUUUUGCAUGCUACCCAUCCACACCAGGAACUCCAUAUUCUCUGCAACCUGGCUUACCUUCUCAACUAGGGUGGCAGUAGAUAGCGGACUUGCUUUCGACUACCUUCUAAACUUCAGAUAUAAAACUGAUGCUUGUUGAAUUUAUCCAGCUCUUUGAUUAGACAUACAGUAGAUUUAGCAGUGUAUGUAGGUGAAACUUGAUGGUAAUUUUCCUAACAGAAGAUAUCUAAAGAUAUAAAAAUGGUAAAGGAUGAAAUAGAAACAGCAUCUGAAGAUUGAAUUGCUCCUUAUUAGUCACAAUGUCAGUAAACUAGUGAGACUUGCUAAAUGCUAUGUUUCAUUCAAGUGUUAUCUAUGGGACAUUAUAUUAAUAAGUGUUAAUUCAAGGGAACAGUAGCAUGGGGGUGAUGUUACUGAACUAGUAAUCCAGAGGACUGGACUAAUGAACCAAAGCCAUGGGUUAAAAUCCCAUCCUGGAUGGUGGGGAAUUUAAAUUCAGAUAAUUAAAUAAAUUUGGAAUAAAAAGCUAAUAUCAGUAAUGAUGAUCAUGUAACUACUGGAUUGUCAUUUAAAAUCCAUCCAAUUCACUAUUGUCCUUUAGGGAAAUAAAUCUGGUGUCCUUACCUGGUCUGGACUGUGUGACUCCAGACCCACAGAAAUGUGGUUGACUCUUAACUGUCCUCUGAAAUGGCUAGAAAACCACUUAGUUGUCAUGGUUCACUACUUCCUUGAGGGCAAUUAGAGAUGGACAAAAAAUGCUGGCCUUUCUGCAUACUUCCCAUGAAUGAAUCAAAAACAUAUAUUUGUAUAGUCUUUCAAAUACAUUGCAACAGACCAUCCCAGUGGUGUAUUGCAGAAGAUGAACUGCUAGUUAUAGAUUUUCUGAAAACAGUUUCAUUACUGUACUUGUUCUGGCACUGUUCCAUUCAUACUGGUUUUUUACUUCUGGAAAGGUUUAAAACGAAGGUUUGACUCAUGAUAAGUUUAUACUAUUCCCUUAGAGACAAACCAAAUACAUGUUGCAAUCAGAAUUAGCUAAUGGGAUAGAUAUUUCAUUUCUCUGCUCAAUUAUUGGGCCAAGUUGCAUUUGGAGAGAGGGGUGGGAUACUCACUUGGUAACCAAAAGACAUUUGGUUCAAUAGACCAUAUAUGUCUUUGCUCACUAUCCAACCAGAUGUUAUUAGGCUUGUUGACACUUAUAGAAUAAGCUCAGAUAUCCUCUAAUUUCUGACUAAUCAAGUGGCAUAUUAUAGUUUGUGGCAUUGUUUUGAUAAAGAUGUUCUAUUCUUCUUGUUAUCCUUUGAAAAAGGACAAGACUCAUCAGCCUGAGGGAGUCCCUGCCCCACAAUGAUAGAUUUACAACUCUUUCCUCCCCCCCCCACCCCAACUCUAAUCUCUCCCAUACAUCCAACAAAUUUUGGGCAAUGAUAUUGAUUCAGAUCUUCCACUUCUCUCUCUAGGCUCCAAUUUACUCAAUUUUUGCUAAAGUUUACUUAUUGAAAAUGCCCACCUUUAGGCAAACCUUUAAGCAGCUACUGUAAAGAUCGAAAGUUGGGCUUACUGAUUUAUCUUGUUUGCAUACAGUGUUCGGGAUUUUGGUUGCUACAAGAAUGUAAUUUCCAAAAAUGUUCAUGUACUAACCUCGGGUAUGCUCCCAGAAGAGCUAUAUAGAUUUAAUUUUAAAAAGGCCUUUGUAAUUUUUAAAAAAACACGGUUUAAAAGAUUACAGUACUGGUAAAAGAGUUACAGUACUGGUAAAAGAGUUACAAUGUCCUAAGUACACAAUGCAUUUAUCAGCUGAAUGUCAUCAACAUGCAUUGAAUAAAACUCGAAGAUGCAAUUUGGCUUGCAUUAUCUAAAAAGUAUGGAUGGAACUUUCCCAGGCUGUUGGAGAUGGUUUCAGGGGUGAGAAAGUUGCAGAAAAUGACAUCAGGUCAGGAUCCUGAUGUGACCCUGUCCCCUUCCAGCUUUCUCAGGGGAAAGUUGGGAGUGUAGAAGGAGGAACCCCUGAGAUUGAGGUCGGAAGCCAAUUGAAUAUGUAAGGAGGCAAUUAGGAGCAAUUUUGCAUAUAGAUUUCCUCUUGUUCAACAGUGCAAGAGUUCCAACCUGUGUUUGUAUCCCAGCAGGUUCAAGAAGGCAAGUUAAGUGGGAACAACUUCCUUAGUGAAGCUGAUGAGUAGUGAAGGCUUUGAUCAGUUAUACUGAAGACCUCCAGCCAUGGCCAGGUGAGAGGUUGAUGUUCAAAAUGCUCCUAUCAGAGACUGCUUGGCAGGCAAUUGCUUGGGCGGUACUUCACCUGUCCACUGCUUCAUCCACAUUUCUCUGCUUCCAGCCUCCCUUGGCCAUUUUCAUCUAUGCCUGCUUGCUCGGAGAGGCUGCCCUCUUCCUCGUGUCCUUGGGAGCGCUCAACUCACUGCAGUCCCUCUGCUGGUUUUCCAGGAAAGAGUAAAAGACCCAGAAUACAGCAUUCCUAGGCCUCCUCUCCUUUCUUGUGGGUGCUAGCGCUUGAAAAAUCCAUGCACUGCUCAACUUUUCUGAAACAUGUCAAGAGAAAUCCUUCCUCUAAAAAUAGCCAUGUAAUUCUGCUCGCCCUUCCUACUUGGUCAGGGAGCCCGGAGGUGUGUUCUUUAUUGGUUUACUCUGAUAAGGGGUAACAGGAGGUUGGGACUGUGACUCGAGAAUGGUCCCACCAUUGGGUCAGAGACUAAGGUGGUAAGAUUUAUGUUUCUCAAAACAAAUGCUAUCUUGUGCUAAAACUAAUUUACUGACUUAUACCUCUAUUAAUGCCUCGUGUUGAGGAUGAUGCUUCCUUGGAUGGCUGUGUGGAAUAUAUUUAUUCCAUAUACCUGUUAAUUCUUUAAUUAUUUGGUUGGACUUGCAGCAUUUAAGUGAGAGUUAAACCACAUUCAUUAUCAGCAGCGUAAAGCCAAAAUUUGAAAUUGUAACAGAAAUGAUUAAAAACCAAAUUGAACUGUCAUUUUGCAAAACAAAAUAUUUAAAAGUUUAAACAAUGCACAAACUCUUUUCUUCCAGGAUCUGAGUUUGAAUCCAGCUCGGGUUGCAGGAAUAAGAUGCUCCUCUUUGAACCAUACAUAACGAUUGGGAGGAAAAUAACAAUUAAAAAAUAAAAUCCUGGGGUUUAACUCUUCAAUGGGUCAGUCUAAUUCAUACAUUUUGGUUUUUUUAAAAAAGUGUAAGGUCUUGGCACAAUCAAAAUAAUUUAAUACAAUGCAGCAGAAGCUGAGUACUUUUGGAUCCAGGAAAUAAGCGUGUGACUGUUUUUUUUAUAAUGGAAAGUGGCAGUUUUCCGGUAAUUAAAUGGUAAGUUGAUCGUUCAUUCUUUUGAGUAUCGUGGAGACAUUUAUCCACUUGGCACAGUGUGGCUUAUGGAUCCACAAAAUGCUUUCAGGGUUUUGAUCUAAUCCCUGCAUUUGUGCUGUGCCUAUACUAUUCUUUAAUAUCUAGAAUAAUUAGACAUAGAGAAGAUCUUUCUACUUAUUCGGGAGUCCAAAGCAAAGAGUCAUAAGUAUAAGGUAGUGCCUACUAAAUCCAAUUUAGGAGAAAGUUCUUUACCCAGGAAAUUAUUAGAAUGUGGAACUUGAUAACCCAUUGAGUAGUUGAGGUGAAUAGCAUAAUUGGAAGCUAGUUAAGUACAUGAGAGCGAAAGAAAUAGAAGGAUAUACUGAUAAAGCUAGAUGAAGUAGAUAGGGAAGAGGCUCCUGUGGGGAAUAAAUACCAUCACAGAUCUGUUAGACCAAAUGACCUGUUUUUCUCUUGUAAGUGCUGUGUAAUUCUAAGUGGUUUGAAAACUGGCUUAAGCUGAUUUUUUAACCAAUGAAAAUUCCUUUUUUUAAAAUAAAAUUUCUCCUCCAUUCAUCAUCUAUUUUUGCAUAGAAGGAUAGGUGAAUGUUUUAAACAUUAAGGGAAAAAAAUUCAAUAAGCAGAAAAUAAUUAAAUUUAAAAAGUCACAAUAAUAGGAAGGAAGAAAACUGACAUGGCCAACACAAAUUUGCACCUUUUAAAAAAUGUUUGAUGUAAACUUGUGUUUUCAUUCUUUUUAUUAGUAGUUUAGGAGUAAUAUAGCUAUUAAAACUAUUUCUCAUGUUUAAGUACUUUAUUUCUGUCAGAGCUAGAGCCGGAGACAAAUUAAAGCAGUUGAUCAGGGGAAGCAAGACUACCCCUGAUUCUGCUCACCUUUUUAAAGAUUCAAAUAGUUACACUGUAACAGUAUAAAUAUUUUAAUUUACUGCACAUACUAAAAUACCACAGUAAAAUGCUCAACAAAUAAAUGCAGUAAUAAGUCCGUACUGUUAUAUUAGUAUACACAGUAGUUUUUACUGACCAAGCAGUUUAUAUUUGGUGUUCAUAACUUUGAGGUUCUAGUGUGUAUAUUGAGUGACCAGCUAAUAAGUUUUGAUAAUUUGCACUCUGAUUAGAGAUAAAUUUGUAGAUGAAAACAUGAGCAAUAGUCUACUUUUGCAAAUAAACAAAAAUCCAGAAUUCAUUGCUACUAAAAAUUAGUAAACAUUUUACUCUUGACUUGAGUUUUAAAGCAUUUUUAAUGGAAUAUUUGUACUCCAAAACACAUGACAAUGGUCUUAAUCCUUGAGUAUUUGUUUUAGAAAAACAGAAAACAUUUUUCUUCUCUAAACGUUAUGAACAAUGGCCUUUUGGGUUGAAUACUGAGGUUAAGGCUAUUGGUGGACAGUACUGUCAAGCAUAAUGUGAAUUUGCUGGCAUACUAAUCAAAGAGUUGGUACAACAUACACAUCCUGUUAGGAAGUUUCAUUUACAGUGAACCUUGGUUCAGCUACUGAUUCUCUGCAUUCCCUAUGUGUGUUUAACAGAAUUGUAUAAAUUGAACAUUGUUUGUUAUUUAGCCUGUAAAGAGGCUUCAGCUGUAACACAUUUGAAGUUAUACAUGUUCUCUAGUAGCCAUGUUGAUACUGUGUAAGCAGUUUAAAAUCUGUUCUCCUAAUCAAGCUGUAUUGAUUUUAAUUUAACAAUAUUGGAUUAUUGACAUUUGUUGGUAUGAUGGAGUAUCAACUUUAAAAAUAUUUUUAAACUUAAAGCUGUAAAGCUUACAAAAAAUGUGCAUCCUUGACAUUCUUUUUAAAAUGGUAUACAGGAUGCUAAUACGCAAGAAUGGUCAAAUUGGCACUUUCAGAAAACUUUAAUUCUAUAUCAUGUUAAUACAUUUAUGGUAAGUGUGUCAUCAAGAGAAACUUCAUUGUUCCUAAUAUAGUAUAUAGGCUUGCAGGAUAAAAUGAACUUUAUCCUGAGUGCAGUGUAUAUAAGUUACUUGAUCUUUGUUUUGAGCUUUUAUGUCUUGAUACACUAUUUUGGUACACUGUCAGAACUUCUUUUUUGUAAUUGUACACCUUCCAACCCAUGAGUUUGAUUGGGAGGAAGCUCACUUGAGACAUGGACCAGUUGGGCUGAAUUACUUGUUUCUGUAUUGUAGAUUCUAUAUCUACACAGCUUUCAGUUAUUUUUGUAUUGUAUAUAGUUUAUGAUACAAGGUAACAGAUGCUCAAGGAAGCAUUUAUGUGGUUCCAAGGUUUUUUGUAAAUAUAUGCCAACACGCAACAAGAAGCCUCUUACUCAACAUUAAUUCACUUUACCAUCUGUUAUGUAUGUACUGUCUAUUUUUUCUUGAUUUGGGACUGCAUUUUUAAUGAGAUAAGAAAAAUGCCUUAAAAUAACAAAUUAUUGGAUUCUUUAUUGUCACAUCAUGUUGACAUUCUUAAUUUUUUAAAAUUAGCUACAAUCACACAGAUUUUUGUGUCCUAAAUAGAGAACCACUUUGCAGCCUGUCUGCUUGAUCUCAUCCAUUGUAUAGGGUUUGGUUUGACACAUUGGGCAAAAGAAAGGGAGAGAGGAAAUUAAAAUAAAUAAAGAAAAAGAAAUCUUUUCUAAAAAAAAUACGCGUAUUAAAUGUGUUAUUCAAGCACCUUACUACAAAUUUCUGUGGAAUUAAAGAACUAUGAGCACUCUUUUGAAAGAGCAGCAGAUGAGAAUUUGACAACACGUAUUUUUAUAUGGUAUCCAAGAAGUAAAGAUUCAUACUAGCUUCAUCGCUCACUCAUAAAUGAAGUAAAAUGCAAGAAACAACUCUGGACAGAAAUCUCUCUUUCCGUUUACUACUUCAUCUUUACCAAGAGGGUUUUCAAAAUGGCAGCUAUCAUGACAUUAAUAUGGCCCAUGUGCUUGUAAUAUUGAUAAUUAUAACAAAUUUGAUGGUGGAAUUUUUGCUUUUUCAAGCAAUGAGAAUGAUCUUGUGACUUGCUUUUUGUAAUGUGUGACUUUCUUGAUUUACAAUCUGUAUUUGACUUCUCAUUGUUUAUGUUGUGUUCAUAGCAAUGUUACUUUAGUACAUAAGAGAUUGUAUUUAGUUCAAUAACCUAAAAUUAUUGUAUGUAAGUAGGCUAGAAGAUUGCUUUUAUAGUGAUAUGAUCUACUGGAUAAUUAUUACUUCAAAAAAAUGCUUAUGCAAUAAAACAUUUUUGCUAUGCA
This is a messenger RNA of Carcharodon carcharias (great white shark), 9495 nucleotides long. RefSeq names its product proline and serine rich 1 (gene proser1). The transcript has 13 exons. The record is from RefSeq and is a predicted model, not a curated record. The coding region runs from base 459 to 3059 and encodes 866 amino acids. Lineage: Eukaryota; Metazoa; Chordata; Chondrichthyes; Lamniformes; Lamnidae.